Molecule: messenger RNA, 3495 nt
Organism: Nymphaea colorata (pocket water lily)
Lineage: Eukaryota; Viridiplantae; Streptophyta; Magnoliopsida; Nymphaeales; Nymphaeaceae
Product: subtilisin-like protease SBT1.7
Exons: 1
Coding region: 789-3119 (776 amino acids)
Biological process (GO): proteolysis
Molecular function (GO): serine-type endopeptidase activity
Source: RefSeq, a predicted model, not a curated record
UCGUUCUGUGCUUAGUACUUAGUAGUCCAGGCAAGGAGUAAGGGAGAAACUAGGCGCGUGCGAUGUGGGGAGUCAAAGGCAGACCAGUAGCAAGCAGUACCAGUUGAAUUCACUUGGCUCUUUUUUUUUUUUUUUAAUUUCUCCCUUUCCUGUUUGGCCGUUUCUAUGCUCUGCAAUGUCCCUUCUUUUGUCGCAGAGCAAUCAUCCACUCGGCCAUUUAUAUCAAUCUUUUCUGGACUAGUUGCCCUUCUCCUCUCUCCUCUUUAUUUGCACUAAACGUCACCUACAGUGGUUAAUUUACCACUAAUAAUUUCGUUUGCUGGGCUUCUUGCAUUGAUGCUUACUUCCACCAUCCAUAGAAACCCCCAAUAGCACAGACACACACUCUCUCUCUCUCUCUCUCUCAGGAUCUCAUCUCAUUUCUUACUUAUUAAUCUCUACCCAUUAAAUAAGUGAGUAAGAAGUGGACAGAAAAAGAAAGUGGGGGGAAAGAAACGCUAUAAGAGGAACUCGAUUUUCUCAUCUUCCAGCACUUCUUCUUCCUCGUUUUCUCCUGUCCAGCUUCUUCCCGUUGGUGUCUGCGGAGGGAGGAAAGGGCAGGGAGUAAAAAAAUGAUAAUGGCAGCGUUCUUUUAGUGCUACGGACCAUCAUUCUUCAUAUUGGGAAGCGAGAAAUUUCUUGAAAGAAGAAGACGGUGGCCAGGCCUUUUUGACUGUUGUUGACUAGCCACUGUCGAAAGGGAGUUGGAUAGUAGAAGGAGGAGGAGGAGGAAGUAGAGGAAGAAGAAAAUGGGGAAGGUCUUUUUAGCAGUUUGUUUGUGUAUCUGCUUCGUUCUCGCCCACCAAGUGGGCGGCGUGGCUUCGAGCAGGAAACAGACUUACAUAGUUCACACCGCCAAAUCCCAGAUCCCGUCGAGCUUCACCAGCCACCAGGAGUGGUACCACACAACGCUCGACUCCGUUUUGGAGGCGCCGGUGGAGCAAGGCGUGAGCCGCAUCAUCUACACCUACUCCACCGUCCUCCACGGCUUUUCCGCACGGCUGACCCCGGCGGAAGCCGAGUCCCUCCGGGGGAAGCACGGCGUCCUCGCGGUGUUGCCAGAGAAGGUCUACCACCUACACACCACGCGGACGCCGGAGUUCCUCGGCCUCAACGACCCCAACGGCCUGCUGCCGUUGUCUGGUAACGGUGGCGACGUAAUAAUCGGCGUGCUGGACACCGGCGUGUGGCCGGAGAGCAAGUCCUACAACGAUGACGGCUUUGGCCCUGUUCCGACCAGCUGGAAGGGCGAGUGCACUACUGGGAAGAACUUUGAUGCGAGCUCCUGCAACCGGAAACUCAUCGGUGCUCAGUUCUUCUCCGCCGGUUACGAGGCGGCUCUCGGCCCAAUCGUUGAGGGGAAGGAGUCGCGGUCCCCGCGGGACGACGACGGGCAUGGAACCCACACUUCGACCACCGCUGGCGGUUCGGUCGUCAACGAUGCGAGCCUCUUCGGCUACGCGUUCGGCAACGCCCGUGGGAUGGCUCCUCGCGCUCGCAUCGCCACCUACAAGGUCUGCUGGAUCGGCGGGUGCUUCAGCUCCGACAUCCUCCGCGCCAUGGACAAGGCUAUUGUCGACGGCGUGAAUGUCCUCUCCCUCUCCAUAGGAGGCGGCGUGAGCGAGUACUACCGCGACAGCGUCGCCAUCGGUGCCUUCGCGGCCACGGAGCACGGCGUCUUCGUCUCCUGCUCCGCCGGAAACGCUGGACCCGCAUCCUCCAGCCUAUCCAACGUGGCCCCCUGGAUCAUGACCGUCGGUGCCGGCACCAUCGACCGCGACUUCCCCGCCUAUGCCGUCCUUGGCAAUGGCAAGAACUUCAGCGGCGUCUCCCUCUACAGCGGCAAGAACCUGCCGGAUACCGCGACGAUUCCGCUUAUCUACGCUGCCAAUGCAAGCAAUUCCACGAGCGGGAACCUAUGCUUCCAGGGAACUCUUGUGCCUGAGAAGGUCGCUGGAAAAAUCGUGCUCUGCGACCGCGGAGUAACAGCCAGGGUGCAGAAGGGCGCCGUCGUCAAGGCCGCCGGCGGCGCCGGCAUGAUCCUCGCCAACCUGGAGGCCAACGGCGAGGAGCUCGUUGCCGAUGCUCACCUCCUACCCGCGGUGGGCGUCGGCCAGAAGAACGGCGACGCGGUCCGCGACUACGUGCUCUCGGAUCCUCAUCCGAUGGCGACGAUCGUCAUCGCCGGAACGAAGGUCGGGAUCGAGCCGUCCCCGGUGGUCGCUGCGUUCUCCUCCAGGGGACCCAACAGCAUCACGCCGGGGAUCCUGAAGCCCGACCUCAUCGCCCCAGGAGUGAACAUCCUCGCCGGCUGGUCGGGGUCGGUCGGGCCGACGGGGCUCGCCUCCGAUGACCGCCGCGUCGACUUCAACAUCAUCUCCGGUACGUCCAUGUCGUGCCCCCACGUGAGCGGGCUGGCCGCGCUCCUCAAGGUCGCCCAUCCAGACUGGAGCCCGUCGGCCAUCAAAUCAGCGCUCAUGACCACAGCCUACUCGUCCUACAAGGACGGCAACCCGCUGCUGGACGUCGCCACCAAGAGGCCCUCCACGCCGUUCGACCACGGCGCUGGACACGUCGACCCCCAGAAGGCGCUGGACCCCGGCCUCAUCUACGACCUCACCACCGAAGACUACCUCGGCUUCCUGUGCGGGCUCGGCUACUACCCGGACGAGAUCGCACUGGUUGCCAGGCGAAACUUCACCUGCUCCGGCUCCAAAAUUACCGCCAGCAAUCUCAACUACCCUUCAUUCGUCGCGCUGUUUGAUACGGCCAUCGAGGGCCGCCGUGGCCGCGUGAGCGCCGGCCAGGCAGCCCAGUCCCAGAGCAUCCGGCUGACCAGGACAGUGACCAACGUGGGUUCCGCAGCGUCAAGCUACAAGGUGACGGUUUCGGCGCCGGAGCCAGUGAAGGCGGUGGUGGAGCCGGACGUCCUGAGCUUCACGGCUAAGGGAGAGACAAAGAGCUACACCGUGAGCCUGACUUCCUCGUCGCUGCCAUCCGGCACGUCCAAGUUCGGAUACUUGGAGUGGUCCGAUGGUCAGCACCUGGUUCGCAGCCCCAUCGCCUUCACUUGGACAUGAUCAGUCGGGCCAAGGACGCGAGUCUUUGGGUUUGAUGACGAGAGGAUGCAGGAAAAAUAAAACAGAAAAAGAAAGGGCAGUGGACAUUCCUUCUCAGUCUUCAUUUCUCGAGUUUGGCUCUUAAGGGGUGGGUGGGGUUUAUAGGCUAAGUUCCAGUCAAAUGCUUUAGUCAGGUCCGGUCAGGUGCUUUAUGUUUUCUCUUCUUCUGUUCUCAUGUCAACCAAAGCUCAUCAUGAAAACGAUUGAUGUAAAUUGGAUUACAAUGAACAAAUUAGGCAGCAGCCGCAAGGCAAACGCUUUGGCAAACCCUAACUCGUUUGUAGUUUUUCCUGUUUUCACUCAAUCUUAUGUAUCCAGCAGAGAACAUCGAUAUUCA